Zeugodacus cucurbitae (melon fly) is the source of this 1682-nucleotide messenger RNA. RefSeq lists its product as uncharacterized. The coding region runs from base 843 to 1391 and encodes 182 amino acids. NCBI's taxonomy places the organism in Eukaryota, Metazoa, Arthropoda, Insecta, Diptera, Tephritidae. The transcript has a single exon. The record is from RefSeq and is a predicted model, not a curated record. Gene Ontology annotation, molecular function: structural molecule activity.
UUACGAAAUUACGCAUAUAAAAGCUCAGUGAAUUCCAUUUCAAUGUGCGGUCAACGAUAUGUUCAAAAAUAUGUUUAUAAUUGCGAGCGCCCAAAUUAUGGUAAAGCAAAUCAGCGAACGAAUUUUUGCCAAAAAAGAUAUGACAUCCAAAGCGCACCCAACAAACGGGCUGAGCAUAUCAGCCAAAUGCCUUGCAAAUUUUUAAUUGGCAUUGAUAUGUACUUUUGAAUUUACUAAUUCCAACAAAAUAAAUUUCUAAAUUUAAAUUUUUUACAACUACUAAUCAAAUGGUGUAUAUUUUUGAUAUGCAUUUCCCCCAAACUGCACCCUAUAUCUGCAUUGACGUCUUCUUGGACCUACUCAAAUGUAUGUGGCUAUCGAUUGCAUUCCGUAUUUGCUCGCAUCCAGUUUUGUUUACCAGCAGUUAACGCACGCAAACGAAUCGCGCAGCAGCCGACACCAACAAUUAAAGCGAAUUUUAAAAUAAAUUUCUUAAUUUGCAACAGCUUAAAGUAUAAUUUUAAGUGUUUAACGCAUUUACAAAUGUGCAACGUUCCAGUAAAAUAAGGAAAACGGAAAUUAAUUUAAUAAGACAACGCAUAUAUUCUUCAGUUAGCAACACAUAUGUAGAAAGCAGCCAACUGGUGCAUCGUACUCACACACAACAACAACUAGUACACAAACGCUCGUGCGACCUUGCCCCAUUUUGUGUAAGUGUUGGUUAAACGCCCCAUCAACCUCCCCAAAAGCAACAAGAGCCAACGAACUACAUACUCAAUUAAAAAAAAAAACAUAUACAAACGUACAUAAAUACAUACUUAGCAACGCUGCUGUCCAUUGCCAUGGUUGAGGAAGGCGGCUGUCUUAGACAAACGGGCGCUUCUUUGGCGACCAGUAUGGUGGGCAGUGCGAAUCCAGGCAGCAAUGUCAAGGGCGGCAAAUAUGUGUGGUCAGAUCGUGAGUUGCUGAUGCAUUUACAAAAUUACACACCACUUAUAUUACUCAUUGACUUUGUGGAAAAGACACGAACAAAACGCUUCUAUGAGGCAGGUGAACGCUAUGAAAUACUUAUGCUUAUAUUCAUUAUGCGCAAAGGAGCACCGUUUUGUGAGAAUAAGCGUUUUCCGGAAGAGUACUGGGUAAAUCUAUCAGUGGGUCCCAUUGCCGAAGCAUUCGAUCGUUUGUCGGCCGCAAUUGACAUACCGGAUCCGCAGUUGCCAAUACAUAUGACCGUUACGGACUUAACCAGUUGGAAGCAGCAAUUCGAUGCGGCAAUUUUAGAUAUACGACGUUUUGCUUACUAUACCGAACCGCAGAUGUUAGCCGAUGUGGGCGUUUAUAAUCGCACCACAUUUGAGGAACGUUUUGGUUUACAUUGGCGUAUUGAAUAGGUUGAUUUUUAGUUUUCCGAAUUAAUAUGCAUCAAGUGGUUUGCUAGUAUUGCAGUAUUACUUUUGCUUGCUAUUUCCUCUUUGCGCUGUUGUUCGCGGCUUUUUGCGCUAAAAUUGCGCGCCAUUAUUUCCGUAUCCGUUGUGGAAGGAAAAGGCAAAGUAGAAACGAAGAAAAAUUGUAUGUGAACACAAAGAAAUUGAAACUGUGCCUUUACAUUCACAAGUUAAUGAAUUCACUGUGAAGAGUGAAAGAAAAUUCUAUAAAAUUUUAAAUAUACGGAAAUAUUAAAA